This is a messenger RNA of Bursaphelenchus okinawaensis, 291 nucleotides long. Lineage: Eukaryota; Metazoa; Nematoda; Chromadorea; Rhabditida; Aphelenchoididae. The record is from the annotation of a GenBank genome assembly.
AUGCCUGAGCCUAACCCUGACUUUAAGCCUAACCCUGAGCUUGAGCUUAACCCUAAGCCUGAGCCUGAGCCUGAGCCUGAGCCUGAUCCUGAGCCUGAGCCUGAGCCUGAGCCUGAGCCUGAGCCUGAGCCUGAGCCUGAGUCUGAGCCUGAGCCUGAGCCUGAACCUGAGCAUGAGCAUGAGCAACAGCUUGUGCCUAAGCUUGAAGGCGAGCCUGAGCCUAAGCCUGAGCUUGAGCCUGUGCCUGAGCCUGAAACUAAGCCUGAGCCUGAACCUAAGCCUGAGCUUUAG